CCCACCACGGCCUGCUUGCUUCAAUUCCCAACCAAAACAGCAGAGCAGCCGCCGCCGGCUGUUGACCCCGCCGCCACCAAUUCGCCACCGCCGUCGCCGUCGUCGCCGUCGGGGCUCCCUUCUCCUGCUCCCCGCUACCCACUCCCCUGCCCUCAGUUUGUUGGCUGAAGCUAUGAAGUAGGUUGCGUCGCUGAGUCGUCGUACAAAUCAGAUCGUGAGCGGCAAAGCGGGGAGAUCAGAAGCUGAUGGGCGGCGGCGGCGGCGGAAAGGGCACACGGCGCCGCAGCUGCCUAUGCUUAAACAGUUAAUUCGGAUGGAAACCAAUGGGUCAUCUGCCAAGAGUCAGGAGAUCGGGUCAAAAAGAAAGUGGAAGAACCAACAUGAACAUACAGCGAAGCACAUCGCAUGGCAUUCCUUUGGGUACCAAGGCCACCAUCCGCAACAGAGGCCUGCACGGGAUGGUGCUUCACUCACCCCCUCGCCAGGGACGCAAAAUAAUUUCCAUGUUUCAGGAGACCGAUUCUUUCUGACGUCCAGCCCAUACCAGAAAGAUGUAGAAAGUAGGUACCUCCAGGACAAAAUGAACGGGACAAUCACUUGUUUGGUCUGUGGCAACCAAGGACAUUACAGUUGUGACUGCCGUUUCAAGGACCAAGAGCACAAAAUCAUUUGCGCAGUCUGUCGCAAAAAUGGCCACUGUAGCAUGUGGUGUUGCCAGCAGAACAAGUCGGAGAAUCGCGCUUGCACCCGCUGUGGAGAGAUAGGGCAUACUACCAGUACACAUGGUCUCGGUUGCUCAAGCUGUGACGAGUAUCAUGACGACGGAGAGUGCCGUUUAAGCGAGGUUAAAUGCUUCAUCUGUGAAUGUCAGGAUCAUUAUCUUGCUCAGUGCCCCUUGAAUUCAGUAUUGACUGAGGCAUUUCAGGGUCAGAGAGACAACUUCCAAGCCGCUCUGCGGCUUGCACUAUCAAAACAACGCAACCCAUCAUCUACACCUCCCAAGUGUUAUGCAAAAUCAGAAGGAAAAGUACUGACCGCCAACAAGUCUAUUCCAAUUUGCUUUACAUGCAGUGAAGAAGGUCACUUUGCCUUUCAGUGUCCUCAGAACAGCCCCGGCCAGUCCGAAGAAUUUGAAGAGAGCAACACUAUAGCUACAUCCGCCAACCUGUCCAAAGAAUUAGAAGAACGGGACCCUGAUACAGGUACUGCUAAACAAUCAUCAGAAAGGAAGCCGAUAUUGUACGAUCAGUGUUGCCCCUCAAAGGCAAAAGUACUGACCCCCAACAAGCCUAGUCCAAUGGUUAGAACAUGUAAAACAAAAACAAAAGGGAAGAAAAGUAUGUGCUUUACAUGCCGUGAAGAAGGUCACAAUGCCCAUAUGUGUCCGCAGAAGUUCGGAGCUAUAUCUGGCAACACAUCAAAAGAAUUAGAAGAGAGCGGCACUAUAGGUACAUCCUCCAACAUGUCCAAAGUAUUGGAAGAACAGGACCCUGGUACCGCUAAACAUUCAUCAGAAAUGAAGUGGGUUCUUGGAUGUGUUAGCUGUGGUCAGGAAGGGCACAGGGCCAAGAGCUGUCCAACACGAGUGUUUAUAUGCUCCUUAUGCAAUGAAGAAGGCCACAAAGCCAAGAAAUGCCCUCAGAAGGGCCAGAAAUCAUCAGAAAUGAAGCGUAAAUCGAAUGUCCGAUGUGUAAGGUGUGGUGAGGAAGGGCACAAGCGCAAGAAGUGUCCGUUGAAACAUCAAUCAUAGACCGUCCACAAGUCUAGUCCUUUGGUUACAGUAGACAACACAUCAACACGAGUGGUUACAUGCUUCCGCUGCAAGGAAGAAGGCCACUGCGCCAAUCGAUGCCCUCAGAAGCACCAGAAGCGUUAAGACUGUUCCACCAAGAGCUAUCGGUAAAGCAAACAGUAGUACUCAUAAUGACUAUACAUGGCAUUACAUUUUCAAUCACGCCGAUAAGCAGCUUGGGAAGAGAUCUUGGCACUAAAGAUACAACCAAGGGGAAAAAUACUCACUGAGCUGAGCCAGACCUCCUCCCUUGACUAAAAAGUUACUGCACAGUUACCGUCUUUUUCUUUAGAUACUCUAGCGGUUGAAAAGUUUUCAAUGAAGGGCAUUUUAUAUCAUGUGUUUUUGGAAUGUCUUUCUCUGAGAUGAUGUUGGUGCCAAUUGACGAUCUGACAAGAAGGCAUUCCCAAGAUGGGAUUCACAACCAGUUGCAUUGUGCAAGUUUACUGGCAUAUUCCUUGGUAGUAAAUGCUUCUCCAUACUUCAUGUGCUUGAUGAACAAGUGUACGGGAUACAUCUGGGGCAUCAGUAGACAGCACAGAGGAUGGAAAGUGGGAACUCGCCGUGUGAAACUGUGCGCUCUUGAGGGCUCAUCUUUGAAUUACAAAUCAUAUUUUUAAAGUUUACAAAAUAUAUGAAAGCAUACACAAGUACUUAAGGCUGUAUUCUACAUGUGUGUAAAGUUUCAUGAUGAGAUACUUGAAGAGUUGAGCUCCACAACAACAAAAAACAAAUUCAUGUGUAAAUAUCUUUGGCCUCUUUUUUUUAUUGUUCAAUUUUUCAAGGAAAACCCCGCUAAGGGCAUCUUCAGUGCGGACCCUCAAAACGCCAGCAAUUGUUCGGACCGAGGGGCCCAUUGACCCCACAGGGCCUCUCCAUGUGGGUGGGCCCUUGGUCGCCUGGCUUGGCCACGUGGGGGCCUGGGAUGACCCCCUGGCCUCUCCCGGCAUUUUUCUAGAAUCUUCACAACUUGGAAAAAUCAUAUUAAAUCCCCGGUAUAUUUUGACCUCUGUAGAUAUGGAUUUUUUGAAAAGUCAAAAAUAUGUAGAAAACAACAAUACGCUUUGAGCACUAAAUUAAUGGUUUAGUCCAAAAAAAUUGCUAUAAAAAGUAUUCAAAAGUGAUAUUAUAAUAGCAUGAAAUAAUAAAAAAAUAUAGAUACGUUCGAGACAAAUCAAAUAUACUUUAUCAUUGAGAGGUCGGAUCCGAACCUCUUACACUAGCUCCGGCACCCCUCAUAUCCUCGAUUCCCUCCGCUCGAAGUUAGCUGCGGAGGCCAGACGUCACCGGCAGGAGAUGGAGGCGCAGCAGGCCGCGAAGGAGGCAGAGAUGCUCUCCUACAUGGAUGAGGUCGAGCAGGAGAAGGAUGAGCCGGAGCCGUCCUACCCGCCCGUCCAGCCGGCGUCCGACACCGUUGUCGUGGACAUCUUCGACGAUGAAGAUUAGCUAGGAUAGCACGUAGUAUGUAGUACGUAUGAUUUUUUUGAUAUAAAGGUUAAAAUAUGAAAGACUCUAAUGCAGACUAGCUAUAAGGCUUGAAUGCAGACUAGCUAAUUUGAGGCGUGACAGAGGGCGUUUGGCCGGAGAUGCUCCAACAGUGUUCUUGUUUACCCUUUCCUCAAUCCGUCAUCCCUACUCGUUGCUGCUUCUAUUUUCCCAUCCCCAACAAAGGUUGAGAAUCGAACCCCCCGACCGAAUCCAUCGCCCCCGGUUGUUGAUCCCGCCGCCCGAGCUUGCUGCUGCACAGCCAUCGCCGCCGCCGCCGCCGCCGCCGCCGGUCUCCCUUGUCCUGCUCACCGCUGCUCACGCCCCUCAGUUCAAGGCACGGCGUCAUUGGGUUUGAGGUAUGAGUGGACCUGGCCGUUGGGAUGCGCACCAUGGAUGAUUCAAUGGCUCCACCAUGGAUACUCGAUUGCUGGAACAUAUAUAAUGUUGAUCCCUAGUUAUAUUGCGGUUAAUUUGUCGAGCUGCACCUUACGGCCCUUGAUCCGAAGUGACUACAUAAUGAUAUAAUCAUAGAACUCCAAUCUAACUGAAAACAUGGAAAUCCUACAUUGUGCUUGUAUAUACGAGUUAUCCCAAGUUCCAUUGCCUGUUUAGUCAAAGAAGUUUGAAUAUUGGUCUGAGAAAUGUAGAAGUAGAGUACAGCCUGUUAGUUAGCAGCUUUUGAUUAUAAACCGCCAGAUUUUGACAGCUUUGUAAAUUAUGGCUGUUACCUUGUAAUGUAAUUUAGGUAUAGAAUGUUUCCG
Messenger RNA from Triticum aestivum (bread wheat), 4041 nucleotides. RefSeq names its product DNA-binding protein HEXBP. Gene Ontology annotation, molecular function: nucleic acid binding; zinc ion binding. NCBI's taxonomy places the organism in Eukaryota, Viridiplantae, Streptophyta, Magnoliopsida, Poales, Poaceae. Bases 293 to 1750 code for a protein of 485 amino acids. The record is from RefSeq and is a predicted model, not a curated record. The transcript has 5 exons.